AGCACCAAAAUUAUACAAUGCCAAUCCAUCGUCAUUAUCAUCAAGGAUAACAAAGACAACAACAAAACAACAUAGGUUACACACAUACACACAAUAAAUAAACAAUGAACAAAUGAACUACCAUGCACAAUGCAAGCAACAAAAAGGCCUCCUCCUCACUUGUCUCCACUCCGAUCCCUCCGUUUCUCCCUUAUAUAUAGUAGCACUCUUGUUCAUCAUCUCCUCCCUCCUCCAAGCUGAGCUCGAUCGACUGCGUCCAUGGCGAGGAAGCGCAAGGCCUCCCACUCCGCCUCUGACAUUGACUGCGGCAACGACGUGCUCAACCCGCCGCCACUGUUAGCGUCCACGGAAGCUUGUGCAUGGGCGUCGGGUAGCAGCAUGGCCGCGGUGGCGGUGGCGGUGGCCGCGGCACAGCAGCAGCGGGGCAGGAAGCGGUUUGUCGGCGUGCGGCAGCGGUCGUCGGGGCGGUGGGUGGCGGAGAUCAAGGACACCAUCCAGAAGAUCCGCGUGUGGCUCGGCACCUUCGACACAGCCGAGGAAGCCGCCCGCGCCUACGACGAGGCUGCCUGCCUCCUCCGCGGCGCCAACACGCGCACCAACUUCUGGCCGCGCCCCACGCCAGCCGCCGCCGCCGCAGUGCAUCCCGUGCCGGCGGCGGCUCCCACGCCGGCGCUGCCGUCCAAGGUCACCAACCUCCUGCUCCUGCGGCUCAGGGCCCGCAACCAGCAGCACCUCAACGCCACCGCGGAACCGCAAGAAACCGCGAUGCUGCAGGGGCCGUCGUGCAAAGAAGCGUACGGCACCGGCCACGGCGACGAGUGCGGCUUCCAGGUUGACGACUUCUUGAGCUACGACUGCGGCAGCGACGGAAAUAGCUCCCAAGAAAUUGAGGAGGAAGAGGAAGAGCAGGAAGAGCUGGACUUCCAGUUCAUGGACGCGCACGCCGCGUCGCCGGCGGCGGGAGGCGAGUGCGGGCUCUGCUCUCCGUUCGAGGUGGUGGCGGCGGAGCUCGGCAGCGCGGUGGAAGCCGACAACGGCGAGCCCACGACGGCCGUGCAGGAGCUGAUGAGGAGGAUGGACUAUGAGAGGAAGAUCUCGGCGUCGCUCUACGCGCUCAGCGGCGUCUCGGAGUGCCUCAAGAUGCGUCUCGGCGACGCCAGCGACGCGGCGCGAGAGCAGCUUUCCGGGCUGAGGGAGGCGUGCCGGAAGAAGCAGCGAGAGACAGUUCAACAGCGCCAUCAAGAACAAGAACCAGCGGCCGAAACAGCAGAGCAUGGCAAGGCGGUUCAAGAGGAGUAUUCAGGCGGCAGCGGCGCCCCGGAGACGGCACGCUCGUCAUCCGAGGCAAGCGGCGGCGACGGCGACGUGCUGCUGUGGAGCUCCCUGGACUUGGCUCCCAUCUGCUAAAUGGCAUAGUUUGAUCAGCUUAGAGAUUUUGUGGUAUUCGUUUGUUACAUGCAUGGCUAAUCACUCAGAUAAGAAGCCCUGGUGAUAACUUGCUUACCCAUUUAGUUUGUUCAAGAAAACAGUAAGUUUAGUUCAUCAAUUAUGGAGUUACACCACUCAUAGCAUUCGUUGAAAAUCACCACUGACAAAUGGAGCAUUUAGUUCCUUGAGUGCACUUGGGGCCCACCAGUCUGUGGCACAAUUACACGAGAGGAUUUUGUUCAGCUCAAAGUUCAUGUACAAUGGAAGCAUUCAAGUUCACAAUGAUGAGCUUGAAAAUUGAAGGAAUAAACUCAGCAAA
Phragmites australis (common reed) is the source of this 1747-nucleotide messenger RNA. Its product is annotated as ethylene-responsive transcription factor ERN1-like. NCBI's taxonomy places the organism in Eukaryota, Viridiplantae, Streptophyta, Magnoliopsida, Poales, Poaceae. The transcript has a single exon. The record is from RefSeq and is a predicted model, not a curated record. Bases 259 to 1407 code for a protein of 382 amino acids. Gene Ontology annotation, biological process: regulation of DNA-templated transcription. Gene Ontology annotation, molecular function: DNA binding; DNA-binding transcription factor activity.